AUGUCAGAUGCACUCAGCAUAGAGAAAAUUAGGUCGCAAAUACUGGCAAAGCCGAUUUUUGCAGCGAUAAAGACGACCUGCUCCUACUGUAUUAAGUUUCUGAGCACUAUUGAUAGGCUAAAUCUAAAAGACAGCCUACAGGUUGUAGAUGAUGUGCACCACGCCGCCCUUCUGAAAAACAUUCGAAAUGUCGUGAGCGAGGUAUAUAGGCACCACACAGUUCCUAUUGUGUUUGUGAAUGGCCGGUUUGUUGGCGGAAACGACUCUUUUGAGUCCAUUUUAGGGAGGCUGAAGGCAGUCAUGGACAUUGCUCCGCUGGACCAGUCUCUUGUUCUCACAGAGAGUGGAAAGCUGCCAAAAUGA
Nematocida major is the source of this 363-nucleotide messenger RNA. RefSeq names its product glutaredoxin 3. The record is from RefSeq and is a predicted model, not a curated record. NCBI's taxonomy places the organism in Eukaryota, Fungi, Microsporidia. Bases 1 to 363 code for a protein of 120 amino acids. The transcript has a single exon.